AUGCUCACGCGCGACGACAAGAUGACAGUGUGGGCGUGGGUCGUACAGUGGAUCGCUGUGAUCAACGCGCUCAUUCCCGAAGUCUCUUCCCUAUCCACCCGCUCGGAUUUCGCCAUUCCAGUCCCGGCUUUCGUUAUCGACUCCGAGCUCUUCCCUCCCGACCCCAAUGGAAACCAUCUCUUCUCUUCUCUCUCUUCUCCUCCCUCACACCUCGCCGACCGCCCAGCUGUGGAUUCGUUGCCUGCACCAAGUUCUCCCGUUACCGCUCCCGUCGGAACGCAGAUCGCACCCGGCGUGGCAUGCACGCUCGUCAAGCCGUACGUGUAUGCCAGCUGCGGCAGUGGCUCGGUCUACUCCGUCGACAAGCCGCCCUCCGUCAUCCGCAAGCUCAUCCACUUCCCCUCCACCUCCAACCCAAUAACCACCAGGCUCCGCUCCAACACCCGAACGUCCGCGGCUGCCCCAAAAGCCCUCGACCUCCCGAACAUGGACGAUGGGCACAUCGAGAAGGACAUCACCGCCGACCGGCGUGGACCGCUCUCAGUAUUGUCCCCUCUGCUCGAGCUCCUGCUCCCACCUAUCGCCCCACCAAUCUCGCCCAACCCAAGCGCGCCAUGGAACAGCCCCAUUUCCAUCUUCCUACUCGUCUUCGUCCGCCCGCGCGCUAAGGCGGGAGGACCUCUUGGCAGCUCCCGCACGCUUGCGUCGGCGGAGCGGGCGCCGCUCCCGCGCGUGCACGAGCAUGCGCACCUCGAGCUCGGGGGUUGCAAGGCGCGGCCGACGUUUCGCGCCGUCCUUUUCCUCCCGGGCGCGGAGUGA
Messenger RNA from Epithele typhae, 819 nucleotides. RefSeq lists its product as uncharacterized. The coding region runs from base 1 to 819 and encodes 272 amino acids. The transcript is spliced from 4 exons. Lineage: Eukaryota; Fungi; Basidiomycota; Agaricomycetes; Polyporales; Epitheliaceae. The record is from RefSeq and is a predicted model, not a curated record.